Messenger RNA from Adineta steineri, 1779 nucleotides. Lineage: Eukaryota; Metazoa; Rotifera; Eurotatoria; Adinetida; Adinetidae. The record is from the annotation of a GenBank genome assembly.
AUGAUUUUAUUUUUGUUUGUUCAACUAAAUGGUCAAAGACUUGAAAUCAAACGAAAUUCUAUUGAUAGUAGUAUUGAUUUGUCAGAAUCACUUUAUGUUCCAUUGAAGAAAGUAAAUGUUAAUGUAACAAUUGAUUCAUUCGCAGCUGAUGUGACUAUUACUCAAAUAUUUUAUAAUAAUGAAAACAUCCCAAUUGAAGCUGUUUAUUAUUUUCCUAUCGAACAACAAGCAGCAAUUUAUUCAUUUGUAGCACGUAUUAAUGAUCGAGAAAUUUUUGCUGAAUUAAAAGAGAAAAAUGAAGCACAAAAAGAAUAUAUUGUUGCACUACAAAAUAACCAUGGAGCUUAUCUAUUAGAACAAGAUGAAAAAUCUUCAGAUAGUUUUAUUAUUAAUAUUGGUGCAUUGCCACCAAUGACUGAAUGUAUAAUUACUAUAUCGUAUGUUACUGAAUUAGAUUUUAUAGAUGGAAGUAUUCUUCGUUUCGUGGUUCCUACUACCAUUGCACCUCGAUACAAUUCUCAACUGACUGGAUCGUCAUCAUUUACAGGUCCUACUACUCAAUACGUACAGAACAGUCCAUAUACAAUUGAUUUUCGUUGUAAUAUUAAAAAAAUAACUGAUUCGAAAGGACAAUUAUUAAUACGUAAAGUGAGUUCAUCAUCUCAUCCAAUUGAAAUAGAUGUUCAUCGAAGUGAUAUUUAUAUUGUAACAUUUGCUCGAGAAAAUACUCAUUUAGAUCGAGAUAUUCUAAUCAAUACUGAACUAAUUAAAAAACAAACCAAUACUAUUUUAACUGUGGAUUCUAAUGCUAUAAUGGUUACUUUUCUUCCUACGGAAGAUGAUUGUCGACAAGGAGGAAAUGAUAAUCAAACAAAUGAAUUUAUUUUUCUGGUAGAUUGUAGUGGAUCAAUGAGUUCAGAGGACAAAAUUGGUUUGACUAAGAAAGCUAUUAUACUUUUCCUUAAAAGUCUUUCACCAUAUUCUUACUUUAAUAUCAUUCGAUUUGGUUCAACUUAUUCGCUAUUAUUUCCAGAAGUUACUGUUAUCUCUAAUCAAUUAAAUCUUCAAAAAGCGGAAAAAAUUGUUAAUCAAAUGGAAGCUGAUUUAGGUGGAACUGAAUUAUUUACACCAUUACAAUGGUUGAAAGAUCAUCCUCCAAUUAAAGGACGUUCACGUCAAAUCUUUCUUCUAACUGACGGUGAGAUUAGUGAUGUUUCCCAUGUGUUGGAUUUGUGUCGAUCAAUGUCUUUAUCUACUCGAAUUUUUUCCUUUGGUUUGGGAAUGUCACCUAGUCGGGCUUUAAUUAAAGGUCUUGCUCGAGCAACAAAUGGUCGAUUCGUUUUUAUUCCACCUCACGAACGAGUAGACAUCUAUGUACAAGAACAAUUAUACAGAGCUUUACAGCCGAGUAUUACUGGUAUUCGAGCUAAAUGGAAUUUAGGUGAGAACAAUGUCUCUACAGCACCUACUCGACUGCCUCCGGUUUAUGCUAAUGAUCGUUUAACUAUCUAUGGUCUCACAAAUAACACGAUUAUCUUACCUUUAGAUGAUAAUUUUUCUGUAAGAUUUUAUAUGGAUGAAAAUGAUUAUCAAUUAGGUGAAGCUCAUUUUGAUCGAAUUUCGCUCGUAGAAAAUAGUGGAACAAUUUCUCGUCUCGCUGCUAAAGCACUUAUUCUUGAAUUAGAACAUGUUAAAGAGCUGAAUACAGGUUCAUUACAAUCGCGUUUUCGAGAUCAAACAUAUUUAAAUGAAGAAACGAGAAAAAAAACGUAUUAUUGA